UCACGGAUUAAUCAUUACAGAGACUUGAGCUUUUCUUCUUGCUUAUUCUUCACGGAUUGGUUUCGAUCUCUCUUCUUCUUCUUCCUCUUCACUCUCUCUCUCUCUCUCUAUUGUAAAGCAAAACGGAUCUGAAAUCUGGGGGAGCUAACAAUGGAAUUUCUGGUAACAGUUGCGGAAUUCGGCCUAUCGUUGGUGCUGAUUGUCUUCUUUGGAUUUCUCUCCGUGGUCGUAUUUGAAGCUUGGAGAAGGAGACACAGUAACGUCUCUGUGGAAACGGUGACUACACUCGAGGAUCCGAAAUCUUUAAAACCGGUUCCUUGCCCUCAUAUUAUCGACCCUGCUGAAAAGUAUUUGUCAUUAAUAGUUCCAGCAUAUAACGAAGAACAGAGACUUCCCGCAGCUCUUGAAGAAACAAUGGACUACCUUCAAGAUCGUGCAUCACGGGACAAGAGUUUUUCUUUUGAGGUAGUGAUUGUUGAUGAUGGAAGUGUUGAUGGAACAAAAAGAGUAGCUUUUGAUUUUGUUAGAAAGCACACAGUUGACAACAUAAGGGUUAUACCCCUGGGGAAGAAUCAAGGCAAAGGAGAAGCUAUAAGAAAGGGAAUGAUGCAUUCGCGGGGUCAGCUACUUCUCAUGUUGGAUGCUGAUGGAGCAACUAAAGUAACCGACCUAGAAAAACUUGAAAGUCAGAUUCUUGCAGUAGCUAGAGAAGAAUAUUCAAUCAGAAAUCCAGCAUCUAAGGAAAUGGAUUUCAGAAUAGGUGAUAUUCAAGUAUCUGCAUUUGGGUCUCGUGCUCAUCUCGAGGAGAAAGCUCUUGCUACUAGGAAAUGGUAUCGCAACUUUCUGAUGAAGGGUUUCCAUCUUGUGGUUCUAUUAGCUGCUGGUCCUGGUAUUCGGGAUACACAGUGUGGCUUCAAGAUGUUUACUAGAGCUGCUGCUAGGAGACUUUUCACAAACGUCCAUCUGAAAAGGUGGUGCUUUGAUGUUGAAUUGGUGUACUUGUGCAAGCGUUUUAAUAUUCCAAUGGUUGAGAUCUCUGUGAAAUGGUCUGAAAUUCCCGGGUCUAAAGUCAAUAUGUUGAGCAUUCCAAACAUGCUAUGGGAGCUUGCUUUAAUGUCUGUGGGAUACAGAACUGGCAUGUGGAAGAUCCAUCAAGCACGAGACACACAGACAACAUAGAUAGAGAUGGAGAAAAAACCUCAGACCACACAAGUUUACUGCAGAGAGGAUAUAGUUUUGAUGUCUCUGAUUAAGCAAAAGGAGAGCUAAGGCGAUAGAACAUAUGUUGGGUCCUUCUUUCAAUAGAUGUAAUAAAAAUCUUAACGAGAUUAGAAAUUAUAUAAUGAAACUUCUACAGCUCUAGUUUAUAUUUGGUUUAGUAAUGACUCUCAAGUUUUCCAAUGAUUAUGCUCUCUACUGUUGAGUUUUUACA
Capsella rubella is the source of this 1432-nucleotide messenger RNA. Its product is annotated as dolichyl-phosphate beta-glucosyltransferase. Gene Ontology annotation, cellular component: endoplasmic reticulum membrane. NCBI's taxonomy places the organism in Eukaryota, Viridiplantae, Streptophyta, Magnoliopsida, Brassicales, Brassicaceae. The transcript is spliced from 10 exons. The record is from RefSeq and is a predicted model, not a curated record. The coding region runs from base 151 to 1179 and encodes 342 amino acids.